AUGGCCAAGCCAACGAUAGUUCUAGUUCCAGGCUCUUUUGCCGUGCCGGAGUUCUACAACCCAGUCUUCGAUGCUGUACGUGAGAAAGGCUACGAUAUUAAAGGCUUACAUCUUCCGAGUGUGGGCCUCCGAGCUCUUGAGGGCCGACCAGGGAAACCCCCAACUAUGUACGAUGACGCCGCACAUAUCGAUAAGGAACUUGAAAAACUCGCAGAUGAAGGUAAAGAUAUCGUUCUCAUCGGCCAUUCGUAUGGAGGGGUCCCAGUAUCGCAAUGUGGACAGAGCCUGAACAAAGAGGAAAGGAAAAAGCAAGGAAAGUCCGGCGGACUCGUAAACCUCGCUUACUUGACAUGCCUGGUGCCAGGUCUGGGCCAGAACGCUAGAGAUAUCCUGGCUGAGGUGCCCGAUGAGCACAAAGUCGAUAUGAAAGUUCUUGAUGACGGAUGGAUGUUGCACCACAGACCGGAAUCGACAGCUGAAAUUUGUUUCUCGUCGAUUUCACUAGAGGAAGGCACAGCGUGGGUGAAAACGUUCCCCAAACACUCGGCUGUCAGCUUCGUGAAUCCCCUGACGUAUGCGGGAUACAAGCACGUGCCAUGCUCAUAUCUACUAUGUGAACAAGAUUUGUGCAUUCCAGCGAGCGUGCAGCAAGCAGGGAUUGACAUGAUCGAAAAGGAGAGUGGAAGAAAGGUGGAUGUCACCAGUAUCCCUGCCGACCACUGCGCGAAUAUCACAUCAGAAAAGGAGACCAUCGAUUGGAUUGUUGGACUAGGGGAGAAAGCCACAACGAACUGA
Molecule: messenger RNA, 795 nt
Organism: Exophiala aquamarina CBS 119918
Lineage: Eukaryota; Fungi; Ascomycota; Eurotiomycetes; Chaetothyriales; Herpotrichiellaceae
Exons: 2
Coding region: 1-795 (264 amino acids)
Source: RefSeq, a predicted model, not a curated record